Molecule: messenger RNA, 1381 nt
Organism: Mytilus trossulus (common blue mussel)
Lineage: Eukaryota; Metazoa; Mollusca; Bivalvia; Mytilida; Mytilidae
Product: isoamyl acetate-hydrolyzing esterase 1 homolog
Exons: 7
Coding region: 232-945 (237 amino acids)
Source: RefSeq, a predicted model, not a curated record
UUAUAAUUAAUAACAUAUGCGUUUUUCCUGCGAAUUUACUGAAUUUUGCUAAUGUACUUGGUAUUAUUUUUUUCUUUCUUAAAAUUCCACCUGUGCAGCUGAUCAAAGAAGGUCAAGGAGACGGAUGUAGAUGUGAGGUCAAAAAUUAGGAUGUCAAGCUGCACAUGGCCUAAGGUUCUUCUUUUUGGUGAUUCAUUGACCCAGAGAGUUCUACGAAAUAAGUAACCAAAAAUGUCUCACCUGAAGAAAGUUUGGCCAAAGUUGAUUCUUAUAGGAAGUUCUAGUACCCAGUAUAGUUUUUCUGCAGAUGGCUGCUGGGGAAGCUUACUUGCCAAUUUCCUACAAAGGAAAUGUGAUGUUAUUAAUAGAGGAUUUUCUGGAUACAACACAAGAUGGUGCAAUAAAAUGAUUCCAUCUAUCUUAAGCGAGUUUGAUGCUAAAAAUAUUUCCAUGGUAACAGUAUUUUUGGGUGCUAAUGACUCUAAUCUUCCCACCAACAAACAGCAGCAUGUUCCUUUGGAGGAAUUUAAACAGAACAUAUUGGAAAUAGUUCAGAAAAUACAAGAUCAUGGUGUGCCUAGAGAAAAAGUAGUUAUUAUAGGACCACCAGCCAGUAACAUUUCAGCUUGGGAAAAAGACUGCCAAAUCAAUGGUAGAGUGUGCACAAAGAGUAACACAGAAACAGCCAAAUACGCAAAAGCUUGUGUGGAAGCUGCCAGGGAAUCUGGAUGUAGUUCAGUUGACAUGUACACAGAAAUGGUGAAAGAGAAAGACUGGGAAAACAUGCUUAAUGAUGGCCUUCAUCUUUCAUCAAGAGGUUGUGAAUAUUUGUUUGACCUAUUGAAACCAGUAGUUACCAAGGUAACAGCAGAAUUGCCUAUGUUAUAUCCAGAUUGGAAACAGGUGGAUACUAAUAAUCCAGAAUUACCCUUCAAUGGAAAGUGAAACUAUUACUGAAUGAUGUGAUAUGAUUUUAAAUCUUUAUGUAUAAAAUGAUAUGUGUACUGAUUUUUUUAUAAAGCAUAUAUGUAUAUGAACAAAAGUGUCUUCUUUAUGAUAUGACUUGCAUUCCCUCACUACAUGGAUUGUACUCUGCUCUGAAACCAGGCUCUGAAGUUUUUCAAAGGAUGAAACCUAAAGGCAAUCUCAAACUUCAUAUUACAUGUACUUAGAUUUUGAAACAAGAUUGGCUAGAUAUUUUGUUUGGUACUUCCUAAUGUCAAAAUGUUAAAUGUAAGUGAGCUGUCAGACAGUCAUUUCCCGUUUGAAGAUAUGUUGAAUUUCCACUGUGCAUGGAUUUUUCUCAACUUCUAAUUAGGAGUUGGGUAGACAUUACAUUUCGUGCUUAUAAAUAUUGACAGAAAAAGAAUGGAAACCACUU